Penicillium cinerascens is the source of this 783-nucleotide messenger RNA. Its product is annotated as YoaK family protein. NCBI's taxonomy places the organism in Eukaryota, Fungi, Ascomycota, Eurotiomycetes, Eurotiales, Aspergillaceae. The transcript has a single exon. The record is from RefSeq and is a predicted model, not a curated record. The coding region runs from base 1 to 783 and encodes 260 amino acids.
AUGCCUUCGUUACCCACCGAGACCGACGCGUUGUUAGGUGGUGAGCGGCCGCGGUCGCGCCGUCUGUCACGGUAUCUGCGGCAUGACCUCGAUCCACACUACGGAGACUUGCUGUUGCUGUUUUGCUAUAUCAUUACUGGCCUGCUCGACAGCUCGGCGGUUUUUAUCUGGGGCUCCUUCGUCAGUAUGCAGACCGGAAAUACCGUCUAUUUUGGGCUGGGUCUGGUUGGAAGUGACGACGACCGAUGGAUCAAGUCCGGCAUCUCCAUUGCGAGUUUUUGUCUUGGAUCCCUCUGUUUCGCCGCUUUUCACCGUGCCUUUGCGCCGCGACAACGUUGGGUGCUAUGUGCAUCAUUCAUUGUGCAAUUGAUCUGUAUUAUCGGCGCAGCCUUGAUUGUUACCAUCUAUCGACCGGUCCGCGAUGCGCCCCUGAGCUGGUUGGUACUGGUGCCCCUGGCUUUGGUAGCAUUCCAAAGCAGCGGACAGGCAGUGACCAGUCGUGUGUUGAAUUAUAACGGCCUUACCAGCGUCGUUCUUACGAGUAUCUACUGCGAUCUCUUUUCUCAUUCGGACUUCUUGUCUCCCAAAGUGAUCGCUCAUGUCGAGGAGCUGCGUCGAGCAGGCGCCGUGGUUUGUCUGUUGUUCGGGACAAUCCUAGGUGGACUCUGGGCGCAUAGCUCCGUCGGUAUGAUGGGUGCUCUCUGGACAGCAGCGGCUCUAAAAGGGAUGAUCGUGCUUGCGUGGUUUGGUUGGAAGGCUAAAGAUGGUGAUUCGGAUCAAUAA